CACACACACGCGCGCGCGCACACACACACACAACCAGCUCAAUGUUUUCCAGAAAGGAGAAGGUAAGGAAAACUAAGAGGUCAAUGGCCUUUUUCUGAUUGUGUGUAUUGUACAGCCUCCAUGCAACAGGACUUGGGAUGAAGAAGGCUUCAGUUUCCCUCUCUCUGGGCCUGCUUCUAAUGCUGGGCAUCAUCAAAGAUCUCCUCUGUCAAGAAACUAAAGAUUGGGUGAUCAUGAAAGAUAAACAUGUCUGUGUUUGGCCUGGAUCUUCAGUGGUCAUGUCCUGCUCUCUCAAUCCACUUGCUGGUCACAAGGUGACUGACAUCUUCUGGGUGAUUAACUCAAAAGUGGGUGAUGAACCCCCUGAUCUCUAUGGCAACCCAUCUUACACAGGCCGUGUUCAGUACUACUGGGAUAAGCACAACAAUAAGAACAACUGCACAUUAAAACUCACUGGAGUGAAGGGGACAGACAGUGGUGUAUAUAAAGUGAGAAUUAUAACUAGGAAAAGCAAAUGGCUAAGUGAUGCUUUUCUAAAACUGACAGUUACAGAACUUGCUGUGCAGGUUCGUAAACCAGUGGUUGAGGGUGGGGAGGUGAAGCUGAGCUGCACAACCACCAAUGUCAUCUGUAGUUUGAAAGGCGACAAUGUGAUAUGGAGAAAGAAUGGACAGAUAUUACCCAAUAAACAAACAAAGCUUCUCCUCAAGCCAGUCAGAGCUGAACAUGAGGGAGAAUAUUCCUGUGCUCUAAAGGGCCAUGAGGGACAUCCAUCUACACCAGUGAAGCUGAAUGUCAUGUUCUCUCCAAAGAACAUCUCACUCUUUGUCAGGCCUGAUGCGAACCUAACCAACGGGGAGUCAGUGACUCUGACCUGCAGUAGUGAUGCCAACCCACCUGUGGAGAGCUACACCUGGUUUAAGAUGGAUGAGUCCACUGCAGUAGGAUCAGGACAGCAGUACAGCAUCACUAACAUCAGGUCUGUGGAUGGAGGACAGUACUACUGUGAGGCCAGGAAUAAAUAUGGAGCUGAGAAAUCAUCUGCUGUGUCCAUCACAGUUACAGGAGCCCGUAGUCCUGUAUUGUAUGUGGUAGCAGGAGUCUCAGUAUGUGGAGCUGCAGGUCUGAUCUGUGUGCUCGUCUGGAUCAGGGGGAAGCAAAGUACCUCCAGCUGUGGCUGUGGGAAGAACAAGAACAGAAGAACAGACAUGAACAUGCAGGAUGAUGUGGACUAUGAGAAUGAUCCUCAGACAGGACACACUGAUGCCAUCCAGAUGAGACCAGUCCAGACCCUGAACCCCAACACCACCCAACCUGAUGCAGUCUACCAGAGUCUGAACCCCAACACCACCCAACCUGAUGCAGUCUACCAGAGUCUGAACCCCAACACCACCCAACCUGAUCCAAUCUACCAGACCCUGAACCCCAACACCACCCAACCUGAUCCAAUCUACCAGACCCUGAACCCCAACACCACCCAACCUGAUGCAGUCUACCAGAGUCUGAACCCCAACACCACCCAACCUGAUGCAGUCUACCAGAGUCUGAACCCCAACACCACCCAACCUGAUCCAAUCUACCAGACCCUGAACCCCAACACCACCCAACCUGAUCCAAUCUACCAGAGUCUGAACCCCAACACCACCCAACCUGAUGCAGUCUACCAGAGUCUGAACCCCAACACCACCCAACCUGAUCCAGUCUACCAGACCCUGAACCCCAACACCAACCAACCUGAUCCAGUCUACCAGAGUCUGAACCCCAACACCACCAACCUGAUGCAGUUUACCAGAGUCUGA
This is a messenger RNA of Alosa sapidissima (American shad), 1799 nucleotides long. RefSeq names its product B-cell receptor CD22-like. The record is from RefSeq and is a predicted model, not a curated record. Bases 138 to 1799 code for a protein of 553 amino acids. Lineage: Eukaryota; Metazoa; Chordata; Actinopteri; Clupeiformes; Clupeidae. The transcript has 7 exons.